Molecule: messenger RNA, 3744 nt
Organism: Plasmodium coatneyi
Lineage: Eukaryota; Apicomplexa; Aconoidasida; Haemosporida; Plasmodiidae
Product: ValS protein
Exons: 2
Coding region: 1-3744 (1247 amino acids)
Biological process (GO): valyl-tRNA aminoacylation
Cellular component (GO): cytosol
Molecular function (GO): ATP binding; valine-tRNA ligase activity
Source: RefSeq, a predicted model, not a curated record
AUGAAGGCGCUGCUGCCCCACCUGUGCAUUAUGCACCUGUGCCUGACCCCUUCGCCAGUGGAAGGGCACACACGAAGGGGACUGCUAACUGGAGCGAAUCUGUCUCCACAGGGAGGAGAAAUACGCCCCCGUGUCCCUGUGGUGGUUCCUAAUCGUGUCUUCAGAAUUAGGUCUGUUGCAACACAACCUAGCUGUUGUAAACGACCGAGCGAAUGCCCCCCUGUUGUUACACGUGAUGACUCCAGCACAAGUGAGCGAAAGAGCAAAAGAGGAAGACACCCUUACCGGGGUUCACUCCAUUUUGUUGAAGGCAUAUCCGCCGGGGUGUCGCCCCGUUUGCGAGAACUUGGUAUAGCAACCGCAGGAGGGAGAAGAAGAAAAAAAAAAAAAUUUUCACCCAUCUACCCAACAACGGGGGAAAAGCAGUUACCCCUACGUUUAUUACGAAAUCAUGUACUAGACUCCCUGACGGUCUGCAAAAAUGAAUCCAUAUCUACAACAGUCGCACUAAGUGGGGGCUUAGAAAAGACGAGGGACCUACUGGAAGAGCUUUACCAAAGGGGCGAUGUCAGGGGAAGUCCCUUUCCCAAGUAUGCCUUUUUUAAAAACACAGACGGUUUUUUAGGUUUAGAAAAAAUUUACAAGAUAUCGAGAAGAAGGAGGUGGAACACUACCCCCUCAUGGAGUUCAUUACUUCAGGAAAAUCAACUGCAUAAGUACAUUAACCAAAUAGACGACCUUAAGGGAUUAUACAGCAAAGAACUAACGGCUAGUCUAUAUACCAUGAAGCAGAGAGAAGAGAAGAGGUACCUGGACCGGUACAGUCCCUCAGAGUAUGCCAAGUCAUUUAUUUUUUUAUUUCCGCCACCGAACUUGUCUGGAGAGUUACACGCGGGACACUACUUCAACUUCGUUCAGCUUCACGUGCUCUUACUCUUCAGUAGGCACGUCUGGUCCAAGUUCUCCCUGCCGCUGUACGGCGCAGACCACGGAGGACUGAGCGCUCACGCCGCGUUCUCCAGAGUAGCCAACCCAAAGUGGACCAGAGAAAAGUACAUAAGCGAAAUAAACCGGUGGCAGGGAAAGCUAAAGGAAAAAAUCCUCACGUGCAUGCAAAAAAUGAAUAUCGUAGUGGAUAGGAGCCGCUUCUACAACACCAUGGAUGAAAAUAUGAAGCAAAUUGUAAAGGACACUUUCCGCACAUUGUAUAGGAACAACUUUAUUGUGAAGAAACUUUACCCUGUGUAUUAUUGCCCUCGGUUGGGAACCAUCGUUUCCAAACUGGACGUAGAAUUCAGGGAGGCGCUCCACCCUAAAUGGAGGGUAACACUGCGCCUGGUGGAUGGUGGGGAAGAAUCGCAUGCAGACACAUCCAGUGACUCUCCCCAUGGGGAUACCCCUCCAGGGGAAAAAUCAAAAGACAAAAUAGGAGAACAGCCCAACUGUAAGUAUACGAAGAACUCGCAACAAACAAAUGAGGUGAAGUUUUUCCCACAAAGCUCCCACCAUUUUUUUUACUUAAAAAGUACUCAUGAAGUGCUACCUGAACUUACCCCAUCGGAGUGCAUCCAUGUCGAAGUAGCCAACUUGGAAGAGUUAAAAAAAGUUGUAGCUAUUUUGUACUUUUCUCCAAAGAAGGAGAAGCGCUAUAGGGGCAAGUACGCCUUGCUGCCCCUUCUAAACAAGGGAGUACCUUUGAUUUGUGCCAACGAGCGGAACGUUCUACCAGUACUGCGAAGUGGGAAGAUACAGGAGGGAACUUUGCAUGAAGUGGGCCACGGUGAAGGCGCUGGGGAUGUAUUCAUCCCGGUGUUUUCCAAGGAGGAAAACUUUAACCACUAUGCGAAUGGGACAAGUUACACAGACCAAUCGGAGGCAUUACAUUACGCCAAACGGGGGAAACAUACCCAGAAUAGCGGGACUAAAAACUGCCAAGAGGAGCAGGGACUCCUCCCGCUCGUGGAACACCUGAUGGAGAGCGGUCUGGCCAAAGUGGUAAUCCCACGGGAGACGCAACUGAAGUGUGCCUUUUAUAAAAAUAACGAAUGUGUACUGACCCUGGCGGAGCAGUGGUGUCUGGACUAUGAAAAGCUGAGCAAAAUAUUUUUUGAUGGUCCUCAUGGAAGGGAAAAAAAAAGCUACAGAAUAAUUCCUUCCAAAUAUGGGGACUACUUCACAGGGGCAUUUCCCCCCCCCAGUGAGUGGACGUUAAGCAGGCAAGUCCCCUACGGGCACCCAGUGCCGCUAUUUAAGUAUGAGCCUCCCGAUGGGGGGGUAGAGAAAGACGCCCUUUUGGGAAACUCCUCCUGCUAUGUGUACGGCAACGACGUGGAUGAAGCUUACCACAAUUUAUCUAAGUCGAAGCAAUUCCAAGGUAUCCAAAUCAGGAGGGAGUUUCUAAAACGGGAGGAAGACGUGUUGGACAAUUGGUUUUCCUCCUCCCUGUACCCACUGCACUGCAUUAAGGAGUUGGGGGUUGAUUUGUUCCACUUUCUGCGGGUCAGGAAGAGUCUGGUGGACUUCCUCCUCACAGGGAAGGACAUUCUGCAGCCGUGGGUGGUGCGCAGCUUCGUGGUCCUGAACUAUGUGAUGCAGCAUUUGGGGGGAGACCAAAACCCUGAGAAGAGCCGCCUGAACAAGCACGCUGACAUGAAGACCGAUUGUGCACCCCCACCACUCGUUGGCACCGUCAAAUUCCACGGCAUUUUGAAAGACCAAGCGGGAAGAAAAAUCAGCAAAAGCGAAACGAACGCAACCUACUAUGAUAGCCUCGUGCGGGAAGCGAACGUGGAUGAAGUAAGGCUCUCCUUCUGUUUUAUCCAAAGGGACACAGAGGAUGUCUACCUAAGUGAAAACAUCAACCGGAAGAGCAGAAAAUUCUUAACAAAGUUAUGGAACAUUGCAAAAUAUAUUAAAGAGAAGUGUCCUCCCCAGUCGUACGAAGAAAUGAACAGAUGGUUCGCCUCCACCACAUCUAACCCUAACCUUAUCAUACUUACCCAUUUAGAGAAGAAUCCCCAUGCAAGGAUCUCCCACAUAGGCACCUUUCGUAGGUACCUCCAGAUGCUGAAUUCAGUUCUGUGCCAGAUGAAAGAUUAUCAAGUGGGGAAGGCCAUCAACAUAAUUUUUAACUUUGUAGUGAAUAUUUUUUCCAAGUUUUAUUUGACUCUCCAUUCCGGUGGAUACUUCAAAGAUGGAGAGGACAAAUUGGUUAGCAACGUCCUACCCGUUUAUAUCUUCAGGGGGAUCCUAAAAAUUAUAUUUCCCUUCGUUCCACAUAUAGCAGAAGUACUUUUCAUUAGGCUUUUUAGAAAGGAGCAAAUGGACAAGGUUGGAAAAUGCCAACCACCAUUCAAUGCGUCUACCCCCCUGUCCAGCAACUACGAUUUGAUGAAGAAUGAAAUGCUUCCCCCAUUUGAGGAGAAGUCCUCCCCGCUGGACAAAUCCUUCGAUGUCUUUAUGCAGUUGUAUACCCUCUUGGUGAAGUACAAAAAGGAGAAGUACUCCCACCAGGGACACACCGUCCAUAUCUACCUCAAGCAGAAUUAUGAUGAGGAAGUACCAAUUGAAUACUUCAAAAAUGAGGAAGCCUCUUUGGGGAAACUUCUCGGAGAGAAUGUUCGAUUUUCAUUUGGUAAUGAAUCUCCGUUGGAGGGGAACCCCGCUGCUUAUCCGAGUACCGCAUGGAAAAUAAUACAUGAUGACCCAUCCUUCACCAUUACAGUUGGGGAGGGACCGUCCUAG